GGUAGGAGGAGUAUUGCUCUUGGUAUUCCUAGCUGUUCCUCCGUACCGUCCAAGUCACCACUUUCCUUCCUGCGCCCGUGGUUGAAUACGUUUCGGUUAUAUUUCCGAGAAACUGACCCUUGCCAUCUUGCGACGCUCGUCAUCACCGACUCAAUUCAUCCGUAAAGCAUUAUUAUUAUCGUGGUACAUACUUACACGAUUCGGACAGAUAUCUUUGUCAGCGCCAGCUGUGGCAACCCAUACCUGUAUCGGUCGUGUGGUCUUCUAUCCAUAUGGCCUCCUCUGACUAUGAUGCCAAAACCACGGACCCGCCUCUGAUUCAGAGGAGCUCCAGCAUCAAGUCUUACUCGACUUCCCGGGCCACUUACCCGAAACUCCGCGUCUUCUACAGGCGGCAUCAGCACGCCGACAACCUCCCGACAUCUCCCGCCCCGAUUCCCCUCCUCGUGUUCGUUCACGGGCUGGGCGGCUCCGUGGCGCAGUUCAACUCGUUGCUCACCAGCCUGACGCCGAUCGCGUCGUGCUUGGCCGUGGACCUUCCGGGAUGCGGCGUCUCCGAGUUUGAGCCUCGCGACUGGGAUGCCUACUCCACCGACGCCCUCGUCGAGCUCCUCGAGACCGUCAUCGAGGACCACCGCGACGUGGCGGCCGGGCAGGGGGUGGUCCUGAUCGGCCAUAGCAUGGGCGCCUCCCUCGCCGCCCUGCUUGCCAACCCGCGGAAGCCGACGACGGCGCUCCACGAGCACGUCGUCGGGUUGGUUGCCGUGUGCCCCACGGCGGGGCAGUUCACUCCGGGGCUCGUCCGCUUGCUGCGGGCAGCGCUCUACAUCCCCGACUUCAUCUUUGACCUCUGGAGGGCCUGGGACAGGCGGGGAGGGCUCGAGAGCCCCAGCGUGCACCGGUUCGUCGGGGCGGGCGCCGACACCGAGACCAAGCGGCUCCAGUACAUGUACAACUUGCAGAGCAAAACCCCCGUCUGGCGGCGCAUGGCGUGGGGCGCGCUGCCCGUGUACACCAACGGCGUGCCUUCGGACGGCAUCGCGGGGCUGGACGUCUGGGCCGGCCUGAACCUGCCCGUGUUCCUGGUCGCCGGGACCGACGAUCAGGUGGUGCCCCCGGGGGAGGCCGACAAGAUCGCGGCGGUCCUCGGCGGUGACAAGUCAGAGUCCAGCCUGGAGACCAACGGGUCUGCGAAGCGCGGCGGAGGAGGGAGCGCGCCGGCCAACGGGGCGGCGGGGCUCCCAGAUCUGCCACGGCACCCGAAGAAGGUGGUCAUCAGCACCAGGCUGCCGAGCCCGGCCGGGCACGGCCUGCUGUAUGCGCCGGCGACGGUACCCGUCCUGGCGGGCCUCGUGUCGGACUUCCUCUCGACGCACGUCACGGGCCGCCUGUCGCUGGGCUGGCAGCUGCAGCACCUCUGCCGCGGCGGGAAGUGGGACGUCAAGAAUCUCGAGAAGUGGCGCAACGUGGCGCCCGUGUCGGGGCCGAUCGGCGGCAUGUUCCGCGCCAUCAAGACGCUCCGGGAGGUGGACGAGGAGCACUGCCCGCGCGUGUUCGUCCAGAAGUGGGGACACAUCAUCAAGGACGUCAUCGACAUCUCGCACGACAACCCGGUCUACAACCCGUCGGGCCUCGAGCAGGGCGGGAUCCGGUACCACAAGUACGCGACGCUGUCCAAGGUGCCGCCCAACGAGAGCGAGAUCCGCGGCUUCAUCGACCUGGUCGACAAGAUCCGGGCCCGCCAGCGGGACCAGGCCAGGACCGACGGUUGGGCCGACGGUUACGCCAUCGGCGUGCACUGCCACUACGGCUUCAACCGGACCGGCUUCCUCAUCGCCUGCUACCUGGUCGAGCGGUGCGGGUUCACCGCCAAGGAGGCCAUCGAGGCCUUUGCCAAGGCCAGGCCGAACGGGAUCAGGCACGAGCAUUUCAGGGACCGGCUCUAUGUCCGGUAUUCUGGGGUCAAGAGUGAGACAUAGGAAUAAUCUUGUUCUGCCUCGUGUUGCCUCUGGAAGGCCUUUUUAUUUUUUCGGUUGCUUUUUCUUCUCUUCUCUUCUCUUCUCUUCUCUCUUCUUUUAUUUACAGUUGUGCUCCUCAAUGUGU
Messenger RNA from Thermothelomyces thermophilus ATCC 42464, 2103 nucleotides. RefSeq lists its product as uncharacterized. Lineage: Eukaryota; Fungi; Ascomycota; Sordariomycetes; Sordariales; Chaetomiaceae. The record is from RefSeq and is a predicted model, not a curated record. Gene Ontology annotation, molecular function: protein tyrosine/serine/threonine phosphatase activity. Bases 273 to 1979 code for a protein of 568 amino acids. The transcript has 2 exons. Gene Ontology annotation, biological process: dephosphorylation.